AGGUACGAAGAACGGGCCCCUGGUCUUCGGUCCUGAUCCAGUCAGACUCCGGGCCGUGGUUCAUCCUGUGCCCCGGAUCCGGCGCUCCCGGCCGGGUUUCUCCGCGGGUAGACCGAGGCCAUAACGCGGCCAUUAUGCCCCGCCCCCUGUCCGACCUCCGGAAGUCGUCUUAAAGCACAACGGAAACGAAGUUUAUCACCGAAAAAUGAAUUAAAACUGUCUUUGGCGGUCAUUGUCGGAGUCUCCGGGCCUUUAGAGGAUGUCUACCACGGCGAGGAGCGGAGACAUCAUCCACCUAAACGUCGGAGGGAAGAGGAGGCGCAGGUAUCACCAGGGUCAGAUAAGGAGUGAAAGGUUCAGUACCUCCCGCCAGACGCUCACCUGGGUCCCUGACUCCUUUUUCUCCAGCCUUUUGAGCGGCCGGAUCUCGACUCUGAAGGAUGAAACUGGAGCUAUCUUCAUCGACAGGGACCCCUCCCUGUUCGCGCCCAUCCUCAACUUCCUGCGGACCAAAGAGCUCCACCCGCGCUCCAUCAACGUGCACAUGCUCAUGCACGAAGCCGAGUUCUACGGCAUCACACCGCUCGUGCGUAAGCUGCAGCUGUGUGACGAGCUGGACCGGUCGUCAUGCGGAAACGUGCUUUUCAACGGUUACCUGCCGCCUGCAGUGUACCCGGCGAAGCGUCGGAACCGUCACAGCGUGGCCGGGUCGCAGUUCAUGGCGGGCCGCGUUGUUCCUGUGGAGCGAGCGCCGGUCCGACGCAGCAACACAAUGCCUCCGAACCUUGGGAAUUCUGGGAUACUGGGAAGAGCCAUGAACGAGGAGAGGACGUCAGGAGGGCAGUCAUCUGACCCCGGCAUGGUUCGGAUCAUCUGCGGCCAUCAUAACUGGAUCGCUGUGGCCUACGCGCAUUUCGUGGUCUGCUACAGGGUGAAGGAGUCGACCGGGUGGCAGCAGGUCUUCACCUCUCCCCGCCUCGACUGGAUGAUCGACAGAGUCGCGCUCAACGCCAAAGUGAUGGGCGGGUCGCUGGGAGACAAUGACAAGAUGGUGGCUGUCGCCUCGGUGACGGAGAUCAUCCUCUGGUCCAUUUGCCCCGACGGCAACGGCAAUGAAAUCGGCGUCUUCAGUCUCAACGUCCCCGCUGAGGCUCUCUUCUUCGUUGGUAACCAGCUCAUCGCCACCAGCCACACCGGGAAGGUGGGGGUGUGGAACGCAGUCACCAAACACUGGCAGAACCAGGAUGUGGUUCCCAUCAGCAGCUACGACACCGCCGGUUCCUUCCUCAUCCUGGGCUGCAACAACGGGUCCAUCUACUACAUCGAUGUUCAGAAGUUUCCUCUGAGGAUGAAGGAUAACGACCUGCUGGUGACGGAGCUGUACAGAGACCCGACCGAAGACGCCAUCACCGCUCUCAGCGUCUACCUCACGCCCAAAACAAGUGACAGCGGGAACUGGAUCGAGAUUGCAUACGGGACCAGCUCGGGGACUGUUCGAGUCAUCGUUCAGCAUCCAGAGACGGUCGGCUCAGGGCCUCAGCUUUUCCAGACUUUCUCUGUCCACCGCAGCCCUGUCACCAAGAUCAUGCUGUCGGAAAAGCACCUCAUCUCAGUUUGUGCAGAUAAUAACCACGUGCGGACGUGGACGGUGACUCGCUUCAGAGGAAUGAUCUCCACCCAGCCGGGGUCCACGCCGCUCACUUCCUUCAAGAUCCUCAGCCUGGACGACGUGGACGGGCACGGAGGCUGCAGCGCCGGCACCGAGAUCGGGCCGUAUGGAGAGAGAGACGAUCAGCAGGUGUUUAUCCAGAGAGUCGUUCCCGACACGGAUAAACUCUACGUCAGAUUGUCCUCCAAUGGGAAGAGGGUGUGUGAGGUGCGUUCGGUGGAUGGGACCUCCAUCACGGCCUUCAUGGUCCAUGAGUGCGAGGGCUCGAGCCGCAUCGGCUCUCGGCCGCGUCGCUACUUGUUCAGCGGCCACAGCAACGGCAGCAUCCAGAUGUGGGACCUGACCACCGCCAUGGAGAUCGCUGGCAAGGUCGACAUCAGAGCACUGGGCGGACCCACAGAGGAGGAGCUGCUGGAGCUGCUGGACCAGUGCGACCUGGCUCUGACCAGAACACCUGACAGCACACCCAGAGCUUCUACCUGCAGCCUUCACUCUCAGCUCAGCGAUGCCUUCAGGACAGAGCACCUUCGCUCUGUCGGAGGAGGACGAGGAGCAGCCGGAGGUCCGGGUUCGUCUGCGUCGCUGUACGGCAGCCUCCCCCGCCAGGCUCCGCCCCCCGUUCCCUUUGCCAAACCUGCCCGAGAAGCUGGCCUUUCACCUGGACUGCAACAAGGCCCCUCCUACCCCACCUCCAGCCAGACCAGCAGCCCCCGGCCCCUCAGGCAUCCGGACCGGGAAAAAGAGUGUGGGUCUGUGCGCAGGGGGAGCUUUGUGGAGCGCUGCCAGGAGCUCGCCAAGGGUUCAGAGGCGGCUGUGAGUGCAGGGUUCCCGCCGGGGUCAGAGGGCAUCAGGCGGAGCCUGGCGGUGUGCAGCGAGUUGGAGGCCAAAUUCGGUCUUAGGACCCCUCCCACCUUCACUGUACCCCCUGCUGCUCGACAUUCACCUGGACCGCCAUCGUCACUGUCCUCGUCACCGCUCUCCUCGUCGUCAUUACACCGCAGGACCUCACCCGCUUCCCCGCCGAGCCCUGCCUCCGCAGCGGUGAGCCCGACCCGUUCUCAGGCAUCGGUCUCCCCUCGCCGCAACACUGUGGCGUCACCCGUUGAUUCCUCGGGGACUCCUGAGAGUUCCCCAGGUCCCGACAGCCCCGUCCCUUCUGGACCGCCCACCAGCCCCAAACCACAUAUGAAUGAGACCAGCUUCUGAUUGGCUGAGCUGCCUGAGAGCUUAGGGUUCAGGUGGACACACGAUGGCUGACAAAACUAAAAGCUGUUGUCAGGUGAGAAAUGAAGAAGAAAAUGAGACGAUCAGCUCCUCCGGUGGUUACUGAUGAUGGCUCCAGAUCCACCUUCAGCCUUUAUUUCAGGUAAAAACAAGAAAAAGGCCCCAUGGCGAGGAGAAGUAACCUCUUUGGCACAAAAGUGUCUUUUAAUUAGAAUUAGAUGGUUGGGAUACGGAUGAAGACCAGGUCAGAGCUGCUGUAGGAAGCCUGGGUUUGUUUGACCACAUCAGCCAUGCUGAUGCUGAUGCGUCGCUGUUUUCAGAGUAACCUGUCGCACUGUAACGUCACAGUUCAGCUUCUGGCAGCUGAAGAGACGGACGCUUCCUUCGGGAGGCGGUGGAGACCAAAAACUGAGCUAAAAGAGGAAAAUCCCAAACUGAGACUCCUCAGGUGAUCGAGCACAAAGACCUGCUGUUUGUAGCUUUUCUAACCAGCGCUCUUUCUAACCUUUUCUAACAGACUUCACAGCUCUGGUGUUUUGUCUUUUUGUUUCAUUUGUAUGUUUGCAGACUUACCGACCCUGAACAUCUCACAGCUGCUUUGUGGAAACCUGAUAAUUCCCAAAAAUCUCCAGGAACUUCCCUGGAACAAAAACUAAUUUCCAUUUUUAAAAAAAUAUUCAUUUAUAUUAAGUUAAAUAUAUUUGAAUUGCGGAGUGUCUGAACAUGUGUGGUAGUUUUUUGGGGGGGGUUUUUCUCAGUUGCAGAUGAAAUAAAAUAAUCAAAGGGUCAAAAACUGAAACGAUUUGAAGGAAACUGAAUCUGCGUGCAUCAGGACUCAUUUCCCUGUUUGGGGGUCUUCAGGUCUCUGAAACAGCCUUUGAAGGUUUUAUGAACUCUACGUGUUUACUCUGGACGUGUUUUCAAACUCAUCAUGUCACCAAAAUAUCAAAAAUCCAAUUUAAAUUUAAAUUCUGAGCUCGUUUGAAGCUCAUUCACUGGGAGUGCAGAGGGUGUAACUGAGUUUAGGGGUUUUUUUGUAGUACACUUUAUUGCCAGCAGGGGGGAGACUCCAGUAUAGGAAUGUUAGGGGUGCGGCUCACCUGUCACCCAAUUUCUUCAUGGUGCGUUCAGGGCUGUCAGGCGAUUAUUUUUCUUAUUUUUCACGACUUUUUACUGUUUCUCAGAUUUUGUAAGUUACCUGUGAAUCCUGAUGAUGCAUUAAAAAUCCUAAUCGAUAAUAAACAAUAAUAUAUCACUCAGA
This is a messenger RNA of Oreochromis niloticus (Nile tilapia), 4154 nucleotides long. RefSeq names its product SH3KBP1 binding protein 1 (gene shkbp1). The record is from RefSeq and is a predicted model, not a curated record. Gene Ontology annotation, biological process: protein homooligomerization. Gene Ontology annotation, molecular function: protein binding. The coding region runs from base 260 to 2875 and encodes 871 amino acids. NCBI's taxonomy places the organism in Eukaryota, Metazoa, Chordata, Actinopteri, Cichliformes, Cichlidae. The transcript is spliced from 18 exons.